AUGCCUUCACCCAUUGCCCCUUGGAGGUCCUCUGCUCAGGGCCACCUCAAGCCUGACGAAAAUGGCGACUUGAAAACGGAUUAUUCCCGCUGGCGGCUGGUGAACGAGGAAGGUCGCCAGACCUGGAAGUAUCUCGAAUCCGACGAGGAAAACAGUGCUUGGCUCCAGACUGUUGCUGAUAAGUACCAUUUGGGUCUCCCAACUGGUCUUCCCAUUUUGCCUGAGGCCAAGACACCGCUGCAAGCCGCGGAGAAUGGUCUGUCCUUCUUCUCUCACCUGCAGCUCGAUGCUGGUAACUGGGCUUGCGAGUACGGUGGGCCUAUGUUUAUGUUGCCUAGCAUUAUCAUCUCAUACUACGUGACCAACACGCCUAUCCCUCCAGAGUAUGCCACGGAAAUCAAGCGCUACCUCUUUGCUCGCCAGCACCCCGAGGAUGGUGGUUGGGGUCUUCACAUUGAAGGCCACAGCUCAGUCUUUGGCACAUCCAUGAACUACGUGGUACUCCGAAUCAUCGGUGUCAGCGAGGAUGACCCUCGUAUGAUCAAGGCCCGUGGUCUUUUGCACAAGUUCGGAGGCGCCAUUUAUGGUCCCCAUUGGGCCAAGGCCUUCCUCAGCAUCCUUGGUGUAAUGGAGUGGGAUGCCGUGAACCCAGUACCUCCCGAAAUUUGGAUGCUUCCGGACUGGGUGCCUUUCGCUCCCUGGCGUUGGUGGAUCCAUAUCCGACAGGUGUUCUUGCCCCUGUCCUACAUUUGGUCCAAGAAGUGGUCCAUGCCCCUGAAUGACUUCACCAAGCAGCUCCGGGAGGAGCUUUAUACUCAAUCAUAUAACACUAUCAACUUCGCCGCUCAUCGCAAUUCGAUCCACGAGGCUGAUAACUACUACCCUAAAACCUGGGUUUUGAACAGCAUUAAUGAAAUCCUGGUCCGUUUUUACAAUCCGCUCUUCCGAGUUGGCCCCGUUGUCAAGCGGUCUGAGGAUUGGGUGUGGGAAUUGAUCUGCAUGGAAGACGAGAACACCGACUAUGCAGGAGUUGGACCAGUCAGCAACCCUCUGAACAUGAUCUGCUGCUACAUCCAUGAUGGCCCUGGUAGCCAUACCGUUCGCCGCCAUGAAUACCGGCUGAAUGACUACAUGUGGAUGAAGGGCGAGGGCAUGCUCGCAAAUGGUACCAAUGGUGUUCAGGUGUGGGAUACAACCUUCGUCACCCAGGCUGUUGUCGUCGCUGGUCUCGCCGAUGACCCCAAGUGGCGGCCCAUGUUGACCAAGGCACUCGCGUUCAUCGAAGACCACCAGCUGCGAGAAAAUGUUCCUCGUCAGGAGGAGUGCUACCGUCAGCACCGCAAAGGAGCUUGGCCAUUUAGCACCAAGGUCCAGGGAUACACCGUCAGUGAUUGCACAGCUGAGGGCUUGCGUUCGACCCUCCAGCUCCAGAACAUGCACGGAUUCCCCGAGAUGAUCUCUUUGGAUCGCUUAAAGGACAGCGUUGACUGCCUGCUUCUGCUGCAAAAUCCUACCGGUGGCUUUUCAGAGUACGAGAUUACUCGUGCAUCUCCCCUGAUCGAGUGCCUCAACGCCGCUGAGGUCUUUGGUGGAAUCAUGAUCGGCUACGACCACCCCGAGUGUACUACUGCCUCUGUGACGGCACUAUCGCUGUUCAGCAAAUUCUACCCCGACUACCGCGCGGAUGAAAUCCGCGCCGCAAAGGAGAAGGCCGUUGGCUAUAUCAAGCGUGUUCAGCGCGCUGAUGGCAGCUGGUACGGUUCCUGGGGAAUCUGCUUCACCUACGCCGCCAUGUUUGCCUUGGAGAGUCUCGCCAGUAUUGGCGAAACAUACGAGACGAGCGAGAACUCUCACCGGGGCUGCGAGUUCCUUAUUUCCAAGCAACAAGCCGACGGUGGCUGGGGCGAAUCUUAUUUGAGCAGCGAAAAGCAUGUCUAUGUUCAGCAUGAAAAGUCGCAGGUUUGCCAAACUGCUUGGGCGUUGUUGGCAUUGAUGGAGGCACAGUAUCCCCACAAGGAGCCGCUUGAGAGGGGCAUCAAGCUGCUGAUGUCCCGCCAGCAAGCCAAUGGUGAGUGGCUCCAGGAGUCUAUUGAGGGUGUCUUCAACCAGUCCUGCAUGAUCUCCUAUCCCAACUACAAGUUCUACUGGCCCAUCCGCGCCCUCGGCCUUUACAGUCGCAAGUUUGGCAAUGCCGAACUCCGGUAA
This is a messenger RNA of Penicillium argentinense, 2205 nucleotides long. Its product is annotated as terpene cyclase/mutase family protein. The record is from RefSeq and is a predicted model, not a curated record. The transcript is spliced from 3 exons. Gene Ontology annotation, biological process: triterpenoid biosynthetic process; ergosterol biosynthetic process. NCBI's taxonomy places the organism in Eukaryota, Fungi, Ascomycota, Eurotiomycetes, Eurotiales, Aspergillaceae. Gene Ontology annotation, molecular function: lanosterol synthase activity. The coding region runs from base 1 to 2205 and encodes 734 amino acids. Gene Ontology annotation, cellular component: lipid droplet.